This is a messenger RNA of Melopsittacus undulatus (budgerigar), 1428 nucleotides long. RefSeq names its product methyl-CpG binding domain protein 1 (gene MBD1). Gene Ontology annotation, molecular function: methyl-CpG binding. Gene Ontology annotation, cellular component: nucleus. The transcript has 7 exons. NCBI's taxonomy places the organism in Eukaryota, Metazoa, Chordata, Aves, Psittaciformes, Psittaculidae. The record is from RefSeq and is a predicted model, not a curated record. Gene Ontology annotation, biological process: negative regulation of transcription by RNA polymerase II; DNA methylation-dependent constitutive heterochromatin formation. The coding region runs from base 188 to 994 and encodes 268 amino acids.
GGACGUCGCCGGAUCUACGACACCGGAAGUGCGACGCCGGAACCGGAAGCGCGACGUCGUAAGGACGUCGCCGGAACCGCGACGCCGGAAUCGCGACACCGGAAGUGAUACGCCGGAACAGGAAGUGCGUCGCAGGAAGCGUAUAUAAGCCGCCGGAACCGGAAGCGGCCCUCACUUCCGGUUCCGGAUGGAGCGGCCGGGCCGCAGUGAGUGCCCCGCUCUGCCCCCGGGCUGGAGGAAGGAGGAAGUGACCCGGAAGUCAGGGAUCAGCGCCGGGAAGUGCGAUGUCUACUACUACAGCCCCAGUGGGAAGAAGUUCCGGAGCAAGCCGCAGCUGGCGCGAUACCUUGGGAAUGCCGUGGAUCUGACCGGCUUCGACUUCCGGACUGGGAAGAUGCUUCCCAGUAAAGUCCAGAGGAGCAGGCAAAGAGGGAGGAAUGAGGCCGUCAUUCCCAAGGGAAAACCGGAUCUCAACACCACCCUUCCCAUCCGUCAAACAGCCUCCAUCUUCAAGCAACCCGUUACCAAGGUAACCAAUCACCCUAGCAACAAGGUGAGGGCCGACCCCCAGCGAGUCAUGGACCAACCGCGUCAGCUUUUCUGGGAGAAGAGGCUCCAAGGGCUCAGCGCUUCCGACGUCAGCGAGGAAAUCCUGCGGGCGAUGGAGCUUCCCAAAGGCCUCCAAGGUAUGUGUCCCGGUGCUGCCGCGGGUUCCCUGCUCCCAGCUGUUGCCAGCGCUCUGCACUCCAGCUCUGUGCCCAUCACUGGACAGCUCUCGGCUGCCGCGGAGAAGAACCCGGGAGUGUGGCUGAACACAGCACAGCCCCUGUGCAGAGCCAUCGUGGUCACCGAUGAUGAUAUACGGAAGCAGGAGGAGCGGGUGCAGGAGGUGAGGAAGAAGCUGGAAGAGGCUCUCAUGGCUGAUGUCCUAUCCCGAGCCGUGGACAUGGCAAAGGAUGGGGACAUGGAUGGGGAUCAUGGAGCCGAAGCAUAGGGAUGGAUCAGGUACUCGGGACCGGCUCAUCCCGGAGCAGAUCCCGAAGGAGCAGAGGCACUUUGUCCGUCGGACCCAUGCACAUUGACAUAGCUUUGGAUAGCAUUAAACCAACGCAAUUCCCACAUCCCGAUCCUGGGUGUAGAUAUCCUGCUGGAAAACAGCUUUAUUUUGUGUCCUCCGACCCAAAAUCCCCCUUUUUUAAGCACCGAAUCUCCCCCUUUUUACCUAAAAAGCUGAGCUUUCGACGCCAGGUUGUAAACCAACCGGGAUCCUGUACCAAGUACGUGUGAUUCCCGGUGGGAAACGGAUCAGGACCGGAUUGUUCCGGAAUUCAGGAAUGUUGUGACUCUGUACAUAACAGAUUUUUAUACCUGCGGGGGAAGGAGCCCGAGCGCAUCCCUGCGAACAGAAGUAAAGGAUUGAUGAUAUUC